ACACUCCGGUCGGUCGUCGCCGAGGAGGCUUUCGAUAGCGAUGAAGUUCGCUAACUACGGACAGUAGACAUUAUCUGUACAACGCGUACAGCACUCUCACAACUUGCAUCAGUAUCAACGCCAAGGUCGGUUGCUCGCUGAUUGAUCUAAUAUCUCCACUGCAAGUAGUGACAAAGACAGAUACGCCAUCUUCACUUUUGGCUAUUAGUCUUAGAUAAAGCAGUUUGGAAUAUACCUGUACAGUCGGUACGAAAGGAGGUAGAUAACAACAAUGAAGUUCUUGUCGACGGCAAUCCUGCUGUUGAGCAGUGCCAUUCUAGCCGAAGGAGCCAGGAACAAGCAUGGAUUCGACUCGGGCUUCUUGAAGGCCAUGAACCAAGGGGCCAAGAAGUCGGCUUUCUUGAAGGAUGUCACUAACCACGAGCGAAAGCAAUUCUGGAAGAACCUUUUGAAGAAGGCAAAGCCGGCAAGUAGCAUCCCCAAUCUUCGAAAAGAACGUAAGUUGGACGAUAGCAACUACUACAACAGUAACAACUACCAGAGUAGUAACCAGCAGAACUACAACUACAACCAGAACCAAAACGCCAACAACGCCAACGACGACGCCAAUAACCAAAACGCCAACAACAACGCCAAUGACAACUACAACAACGCCAACAACUACGACCAGUACGCGAACCAAAACAACGCCAACGCCAACUACAACAACGCCAACGCCAACAACUACAACAACGCCAACAACUACAACAACGCCAACUACCAGAACCAAGGCAACCAGAACCAAGGCCAAGGCAACUACAACGGCCAGUACAACGGAAACUAUAACCAGAACGGUGAAGCGGGAGAAUAUGACGCCAACUACAACUACUACGCCCAGCAGCACAACUACAAUGGUCAGUACAGCUACGGUAACAACGAUGUCCAAUACAACUACAAUGGACAGUACAACGAGCAGUACUACGAUCAAGAAUGGUAUGAUGAAAUGUACAACGGCGAGGAGGUAUACGGUAUCAACUGGUUGGAUCUUGGCUUCGACAUGAAGCAGUACUCUCUCAAGUACACUGGAUGCGCAGCAGUCAAGACCUUUGACUCUCAGAAGGCCCAGAAUGGAUGGAGUGAUGUCCUGUCGACCAAGCGAUUUGCUCUCUUCCGUUUGUGUCCCUCUAACAACUGUAACAAGUACUCUGUCAAUGGAUGUGGUCGCAACUAUGGAGAGUAUGUCCUGCAGAUGGAUUCCUUCCUUGAGGGAGUCGUUGAGUUCAAUCGUCAACGUUACUGGCACUACUGCCACUUCUGCCGAAGGUGCAAUGGUCUGGAGAGCUACGGAGAGCGCAUGUCUGGACUGUCUGAAGAGCAAAUGGAGUUCUACGAGCAGAUGCAAGCUGAAGCCGAAGAGUACUACGAGGAGCAACAGCAGCAGUACGAGGAGGAGAACCAACAGUAUGCCAACGAGAAUGCGGCUUACUACAACUACUACUACCAGUACCAGCAGGACCAGCAGAACAAUAACGCCAACGGAGACGACGCGGCUGCAGCAGAAGACGAAGAUGCAGAUGCCGACGGUGACGAUGGUGAUCGUCGUGGCCGCCGAGGUCGACGGUUGAAGGUCCCCAAGACAAAGCGUCAGUUGUACAACCAGUACAACCAAAACCAACAGUACUGGUAUUACCAACAGAAGAAGAAUCAGAACAAUGGAAACUAUCAAGAUGAGGACGGCAACAUGGACUACGAAUCAUACCAAGAGUACAUGCAGAACAUGAACCAGAACAUGUACAACAGCUUCUACUGGGACGAAGAUGUCUACGGCGGAUGGAGCGAUGAUUGGAACGAGGCAUGGUUGGCUUUCAACUGGCAAGUGCUUCCCUACUGUUCUGAGUCUGAGCUAGAGACCUGCUACAAUGCCGAUGAAACCUGCGAGGGCUACGACGAGGACUUUGAAGAGGAAGCUGACGCAAUGGGAGGCUUCUCUGCUUGCACCCAAAUUGAUGACGGCUACUUCAUUGGUCCCCACUGCAACGGCGAUGGCUUCACCAUCACACUUGGAGUCUAUUCUGAUGAGUACUGUGAUAACUACAUUGGUGAUCAAGUCAGUCUUUACGAUGUGCUUGGCUACGACAUUGAUGAAGAGUUUGACUUCUUCCCCCAGGAGUGUGUCACUUGCGAAGAAGGAGGCGAAGAAAUGGAGUUCUCUGCAUUCAUGCAAGCCAACCAAGACUUCGACAACUAUGAAGAGUGGUUGGAUGAGAAGUGGCAAGAGUACAUUGAGAUGGUCGAGGAGAUGUACGAAGAAAACAUGGGUGACGAACAGAACCAGUACUACCAACAGCAAGCAGCAUACUACAAUGCCCAGAACUACGGACAAAACCAGCAACAAGGAUAUUACUAUGCCAACGGUCGCCAAUCGCAGAAUGGAGGUGGUGCCUACUAUUACGGAGACCAGCAGCAACAGCAGCAGUACGCUCAAUACGGCGGUCAGAACUACCAGAACCAGCAGCAGGCAGAGCAAUAUGGAAACUAUGGCGCUCAAAUGUUGAACCAAGGUAUGAACUUUUACUACAACCGUGGUAUCGCUGGCAACUGGAUCACGAACGAGAUGUACGACAAGGACGAAUGGCAGCAAGAACAAGAAGAGGAGUACGGUGAAUACUACUGGUGGAAGGAGCAGCAACGAACAUUCCAAAUGAGCGGUGUCGCAGAUGUUUGUGGAGCUCUUUACACGUACGCUGCCAAGUGCAACAAGCACCUCACCCAAAGUACCAGCACCAGUGACAACAGCAACAAUGACUACACUGAAGACAACGCUUUCCAGUAUUCGUUUGGUUCCAAGGCGCAAGAAGGGAACGAAGAAACUGUUUGCAACUUCAUUGAUAACUUGCAGACUCAAAAGUUUGACGAAUUCGGUGAAAUUGUGCUCGACGGUACCCAAAAGGAUGGUUACAUGAUUGACUUUGCCGGAACCAACUGGCGUGAUCCCGACCAAGUGAAGGCCCAAGCCGAGAAAGCAGGAGUGACGGCCGCACAAGCGGUCGGUCUAGCCAUCACAAUGGCUGCUUGCCUUGUCAUGUCUGUGUGGGCGUGCUGCUUGCACAGCACUUUGGCUCGCAAGAACAUCCCAUGGAGACCCAAGAGAGGAAAGAACACUGACCCGACGGACAUCAACAGACAAAACUCUGGUAUUGUUAUGGGUCGCUCACGAAGUGGCAUGUCUGGCAAGGCUGCUCCACUGAUCUAGAAGUUUUUGACUUUGUUGGGGACAAUUCAAGCCUGCUUGGACAUGGCAUGCUUUGUGGACAAAGUAACAGUAUCAACCCAAAGAACCUGAGGCGAUGGGUGGCCCCGCCCAAACAACUAACUAUAUGGAUGGGCAAGGUGCAUAUGACGGUCGGCUCUCUCUUCCUUCGCGCCUCGCGGAAACUCAUCGCUACGACUCGUCUCGUCGUCAAGUUCUCUUUUUGUGACUCUAUAUAUUGAUAAUAUCUGUUAUAACGCACAUCAUCUUUCC
Messenger RNA from Seminavis robusta, 3502 nucleotides. The record is from the annotation of a GenBank genome assembly. Lineage: Eukaryota; Bacillariophyta; Bacillariophyceae; Naviculales; Naviculaceae.